Messenger RNA from Aphidius gifuensis, 2898 nucleotides. Its product is annotated as chaoptin-like. Gene Ontology annotation, molecular function: protein binding. The record is from RefSeq and is a predicted model, not a curated record. The transcript has 7 exons. The coding region runs from base 1 to 2898 and encodes 965 amino acids. Lineage: Eukaryota; Metazoa; Arthropoda; Insecta; Hymenoptera; Braconidae.
AUGUAUUACAUUGGAAUUUUUUUGUUAAUAAUAAAGUAUUCAUCAUUUGUGAUUUCUGAAACAACUCAUAUUAAUACAACGCCUAGUACAGCAAUCGAUAUAUAUUCAAAGUCCAGCAAUUGGAAAAAUUUCCAUGUAAAAGAUUCACUUAUAAAAUGGUAUUCAAACAGUCUUCAAAUAAUAAAUGAAAAAGCCAAUGCUAUUCUAUCUGAUGCAUUCGACGGCAUAUCAUCUCCAUCGAUUGAAACACUUCAACUAGAUUUGGCUGAUGGACGACUGUAUAUUGAUUCGAGCUGUUUUUUAAAUUUUCAAAAUCUAAAAAAUUUAGAAAUUAAUUCAGCAUCAGUCUUACUUAAUCCAUAUAGUUUUUAUGGGCUUAAAAAUUUAACGUAUCUCAAAAUAAAGCUGGACAAUGAAACAGCACGACACAUAGAUAAAAUAUUAUAUCAACAAUUGCAUUUAAAUAAAUUAGAACUUGUAGAUAAUCAUGAUUCAAAUAUUUGUUAUUCAACAAAAGAAAAUAAGACUAUUAAUCUAUUACAACUUCAUUAUACAGGUGGUUUGUUUAAAACACUGCCUCAUAAUUCAUUUGUGUGUUUUGGAAAUCUUCGGAGUAUAACAAUCACUGGAAGUGAACUGAUGCUUCUUGAACCUGGUGCAUUUAAUGGUUUAAAAAAAUUGGAAACCAUCUCACUGACAUCGAAUGAUAAACUCACUCAUGUACCUUCAAAUGUAUUCAAUGUUCAAAGUUUAGAAAUAAUAAAUUUAAGUAACAAUUCAAUAAGUACAAUCGAUAAUGAAGCAUUGAAAAUUGAUAAUAGUAAAUUAUCAUUAGUCAAUUUGAGCCACAAUUCAUUGGAAAUAAUUGAACAAGGAUCAUUUCGAAAUAUUAAAUGUCAUUUUAUUGAUUUAACACAAAGUGGAAUAAUUGGUAUUGUUGAUGGUGCAUUUAAUACCUCACGUAUAAAUAUCAUUGAUCUAAUGGAAAAUAAAAUUCUAAGAUUUAAUUCAUUUAAAUGGGGAAUUAAUUAUACUAUUACAUUGGCUUUACUUGACAUUAUAACAUUUGAUAUUGCAACGAGUUCGAGCUUCAAUGAUAGCCAAAUUUUCAGAAUGAGCUCUGCCGCAGACAAAUUUACUAUUAGCAAUAAUUCUUUUGCAGGAUUGCCGAAUCUUAAAGUUCUCGAAAUUAAAACAAAGCCAAUUCAAUUAAAAACACCUGUUUUUUAUGAUUUACAAUCACUAAUAGCUCUCGAGAUACCAAUGAUUGAACCUCAAGAAUUUCAAUGUCAAUCAUUUUCAAAUCUUCAAAGUUUAGAAGAGCUGGUACUUGUGAAUUAUAAUACAGUUAACAUUUGUUAUGGUCUAUGUUAUACUAUCAAUUUUGACCAUGUAUUUACAAUUUAUCCAGAAUCAUUUGAGGGCUUAAAAAAUCUAGAAAAUUUGGAAUUAAAUGUUGGACCAAUUGUACUGAAAGCUAGCUUAUUUGAUAAAUUACCAUCUUUAAAAUAUCUUAAAAUUGAAGUUGAAGAAACUUUACAAUAUCUCAGCCAAGUAUUGGGGAGUUUAAAAAAUUUAAAAACCUUGGAAAUUGUUGGAAAUGAUACAAUUGGUAUUUGUCAAAAUGCAUUUUCAUAUAAAAUACCACAUUCGUUGACUGAUGUUCGUUAUACAAAUGGUAACAUUACAAAUUUACAAGCAAAUUCAAUGGCAUGUAUGCCACAACUUGAAAAACUUAUUAUAACAAAUACACAAUUAAUGACAAUCGAAGCUAAAAUUAAUUCAGCAUCAGUCUUACUUAAUCCAUAUAGUUUUUAUGGGCUUAAAAAUUUAACGUAUCUCAAAAUAAAGCUGGACAAUGAAACAGCACGACACAUAGAUAAAAUAUUAUAUCAACAAUUGCAUUUAAAUAAAUUAGAACUUGUAGAUAAUCAUGAUUCAAAUAUUUGUUAUUCAACAAAAGAAAAUAAGACUAUUAAUCUAUUACAACUUCAUUAUACAGGUGGUUUGUUUAAAACACUGCCUCAUAAUUCAUUUGUGUGUUUUGGAAAUCUUCGGAGUAUAAUCAUCACGAGAAGUGAACUGAUGCUUCUUGAACCUGGUGCAUUUAAUGGUUUAAAAAAAUUGGAAACCAUCUCACUGACAUCGAAUAAUAAACUCACUCAUGUACCUUCAAAUGUAUUCAAUGUUCAAAGUUUAGAAAUAAUAAAUUUAAGUAACAAUUCAAUAAGUACAAUUGAUAAUGAAGCAUUAAAAAUUGAUAAUAGUAAAUUAACAUUAGUCAAUUUGAGCCACAAUUCAUUGGAAAUAAUUGAACAAGGAUCAUUUCGAAAUAUUAAAUGUCAAUUUAUUGAUUUAACACAAAGUGGAAUAAUUGGUAUUGUUGAUGGUGCAUUUAAUACCGCACGAUUGCCGAAUCUUAAAGUUCUCGAAAUUAAAACAAAGCCAAUUCAAUUAAAAACACCUGUUUUUUAUGAUUUACAAUCAUUGAUAGCUCUCGAGAUACCAAUGAUUGAACCUCAAGAAUUUCAAUGUCAAUCAUUUUCAAAUCUUCAAAGUUUAGAAGAGCUGUUGAAGAAACUUUACAAUAUCUCAGUCAAGUAUUGGGGGGUUAAAAAUUUAAAAACCUUGGAAGUUGUUGGAAAUGAUACAAUUGGUAUUUGUCAAAAUGCAUUUUCAUAUAAAAUACCAUAUUCAUUGACUGACGUUCGUUAUAAAAAUGGUAUGAUUACAAAUUUACAAGCAAAUUCAAUGACAUGCAUGCCACAACUUGAAAAACUUAUUAUAACAAAUACACAAUUAAUGACUAUUCAAGCUGGUACAUUUAAAUCAAUGAAUAAUCUUAAAUAUUUAGGUUUGGAAUCUAAUAAAAUAACAAGAAUUAAAAAAGAAAGUUAA